Molecule: messenger RNA, 2145 nt
Organism: Planococcus citri (citrus mealybug)
Lineage: Eukaryota; Metazoa; Arthropoda; Insecta; Hemiptera; Pseudococcidae
Product: esterase FE4-like
Exons: 11
Coding region: 314-1930 (538 amino acids)
Molecular function (GO): serine hydrolase activity
Source: RefSeq, a predicted model, not a curated record
CACUUACUCCUAAGUACGUUCUAACCAUUAUUAUCACGAAAAUAAAAACCUGACUCUACUAGAACUGGAAGCCAGUGUGAAUUUAGAAUUGAAAUAUUUGAAAAUAUUAAAAAAAAUCCAUGGGUAUCAACUUUAUUACGUAAGUAUUUACAGGUAAUUUACCCUGAAACCGAAUUGUAAAGUCGUUAUCUUUAUUUGUGUCCAAAUUCAAGUACGUAUGAUACAGUAGUUAGUUACCAACUCUACUAUUCAUCGCACCAACGAUAGUCGUUCUGAAAUGCGCUGACAUGUAUCUCGAUUCGUACACGUGAAUAUGACUGAAAAAGUGGUUAUUACGGUGAACGAAGGUAAAAUUCGAGGAGUGAAACAGAUAUCGAAUCAUUCAAAAACACCAUACUACGCUUUUUAUGGAAUACCCUACGCGGAGCAACCUGUCCAUAAUUUACGAUUCAAGGAUCCUAUUAAAUCGAAGAAAUGGGCGAAUAUUUACGACGGGACAAAAGAAAAAUUAGGCUGUUCGCAGAUAACCGUCGUGUCAGCCACAGAGUGUUUUUUUUGGGGAGUGGAAGAUUGUUUAUUCAAUAAUAUUUUUACGCCUAAGUUGCCUAGCGAAGGUGAGCCUUUACGACCUGUAAUUAUUACCAUCCAUGGAGGAUCAUUCUUCACUGGUUCGCCUCACUCAAAACAUUAUGGUUCUCCUAAUUUCAUCAUGCAACAUGAUGUGGUGUAUGUUUGUAUCUCCUACAGAUUGCAUAUUUUAGGUUUUUUGAAUUUGGAAUUGAAGGAAUGUUCAGGUAACCAAGCCUUCAAAGAUGUUAUCAUGUCCCUCCAUUGGAUCAAAGAGAACGUAGCUUCGUUUGGAGGCGAUCCUGAGAACAUAACUUUGCUUGGAUGCAGCAGUGGAGCAGCUACAGUUCACGCAUUGAUGUUAUCCCCAGCAUUAGAUAGAAAUUUAUUUCACAAAGCUGUGCUAAUGGGUGGCUACGUAAUGAAUCCUAUUGCACCGCACUCAGAAGCGAAUAAACAUCAUGGAGCCGAGAUCGCUAAAUUAUUAGGAUACUCGGGCAAUCUUGAUGAUUAUUCAAGAAUUUUGAAGUUUUUACAAAGGAAAUCGCCAGAAGAACUUCUUCUGUGUUUAAUACGGUACCAAAAUAGCUUACCAAAGACUCACGCUCCUAUCACUGGAAUCGGGGUAUUUUCACCCUCUAUUGAUCCUCACGUCUUCCCUUGUUCACCAAUGGAAUUAAUUCCAUCAAUGAUGCGAAUACCAAUCUUAGUAGGGUAUUGUGAAAGAGAAGCGAUGUUAGGAUUUACUCGUGGAGAAAUGAGGAAACAAACAGAAGAUAAUUUUUACACUUCAUUUUGUCAGAAUUGCUGGGGUUGGGGACAUGAUAUGAAAACCAAUGAAAUAAAUCUGAUAAAAGAACAAAUCGAAUCUUUCUACGCGGAAGGAAACCCCAUUGCAAAAGCUUCAUUAUCCACUAAAGUCGAAAUCCAGUCGGAUAUCUCCAUGUCUGAUAUUUAUGAUACACUGAUCGAUGUGAUAGCUGCGGAUUUACCAUCAUCAGUGUUCGUUUUCAAGUUUGAAUUUGAAGGGAAAUUAAUCACGUUGAAAGAUGCUGGUAAUUUUGAGGAACGUAUUAGUGGAACGUAUCAUGGAAGCGAAUACAUCUAUUGGAACUGUUUCGUUGACAGCCCUGAUGAUAAACAAACUCGUGAUAUGAUUAAUUCUUUCACAAAACUUGUAACAACUUUCGCAAAAACUGGCGACCCAAACAACAGUGAAUUAGAAGUUCGAUGGAAGCCAUCAACUUUGGAGAAUCCUUGUUAUUUAAGCGUAAACAAUCCGAUGCAAAUAGUGGAAGGCAAAGUGAAUGGAGAAAGGUUAAAGUUUUGGGAUAAUAUAAAGAAACAGUUUUCAAGGCACUGAAAUAAUAUUCUUGCCUACUGAAUGCUUACAUAAUUAUCGAGCUUCCGGUCUCCAAAGCGAUUUAAAACCACCACCAGACGACUCAGCAUGUUGAAAUUAAGACACGGAGUGAAUUUAUGCUUUUUUAAUUUCAUUUGGUGAAAUUUUGUAGAAAUUUCAAAUAGGAUCACUAUCAUUCAAUCGUAAUUUAUUUCACACUCAAUUACCUCAACUUA